Messenger RNA from Pangasianodon hypophthalmus (striped catfish), 4882 nucleotides. Its product is annotated as kinesin heavy chain. Gene Ontology annotation, biological process: microtubule-based movement. The transcript has 29 exons. Lineage: Eukaryota; Metazoa; Chordata; Actinopteri; Siluriformes; Pangasiidae. The record is from RefSeq and is a predicted model, not a curated record. Gene Ontology annotation, molecular function: microtubule binding; microtubule motor activity; ATP binding. Bases 753 to 3575 code for a protein of 940 amino acids.
GGGCUUCAAUUCCUGCCUCUGCCCUGUGUGUGCAGAGUUUCCAUGUUCUCCCUGUGCUUUGGAGGUUUCCUCCGGGUACUCCAGUUUCCUCCAACAGUCCUAAGAUAUGCCUUGUAGGCUGAUUGGCAUUUCUAAAUUGUCCGUAGUGUGUGGAUGGGUGUGUGUGUGUGCGAUUGUGCCCUGUGAUGGAUUGGCGCCCCGUCCAGGGCGUCCCCUGCUUUGUGCCCUGAGUCCCCUGGGUUAGGCUCCAGGCUCGCCAGGACCCUGUGUAGGACAUGCAGUACAGAAAAUGGAUGGAUGGAUGGAUGGAUAAACUAAUCAUCUCCUAUAUUACACUACAUACAGCACAUCUUACCCACACACACACACGUCUGGGUUUUGUAUUGGAGCAUUUUGAUUACACAGCAAGAGUAACAUUAUUGCCUACAUCUACAAAAGAAAAAAGAAGAAAAAACUCACUCAUAUACAGUAUGAGAGUCGCCUCUCGAAGUUCACCUCAAAGAGCCGACUCAGGGAGCCGACUCAGAGAGCCGACUCGUUCGCGAGCGACUCAUCACUAUUAAAGUUCCCGCGUAGUUUAAUUAAUGGCACCUGCACCCGCAGCGCGCGCGCCACCUUCCCACUUCCUCAGUCCUGGUCCUCCAUUUGCUUUCAGCAAGACUGACUCAAGACUGUGUGGUGUUAAAUACUUAGUAAAUGAGCGUUGAGUGUUGAUUUCCUGAAACACGGCUUGAUAUGUUUCAUGUGCAGAGAUGGAGCAGGAGUGCGGAGUCAGAGUGAUGUGUCGGUUCAGACCUCUGAACGAGUCAGAAGUCAAGAGAGGAAGCAAACACAGCAUCAGGUUUAAAGGCAGUGACACAGUGGUGCUCAGUGGUAAGCCUUAUGUGUUUGACCGGGUUUUGCCACCCAACAUGACGCAGGAGCAGGUUUAUGAAUUCUGUGCUAAAGACACUGUCAGAGAUGUUCUGGGUGGCUACAAUGGCACCAUAUUUACCUACGGCCAAACAUCAUCAGGGAAAACGCACACCAUGGAGGGGAGGCUUCAUGACCCUCAGAUGAUGGGGAUAAUUCCUCGUAUCGCUCAUGAUAUAUUCGAUCACAUUUACUCCAUGCAGGAGAACCUCGAGUUCCACAUUAAGGUUUCUUACUUUGAAAUCUACCUGGAGAAAAUCAGGGAUUUGUUGGAUGUGUCGAAGACUAACCUGGCGGUGCAUGAGAAUAAAAAUCGUGUUCCGUAUGUAAAGGGUUGUACUGAGCGCUUUGUCUCCAGUCCGGAGGAAAUGAUGGACGUGAUUGAUGAUGGAAAAGCAAACCGACAUGUAGCAGUAACCAAUAUGAACGAGCACAGCUCCCGUAGCCACAGCAUCUUCCUCAUCAAUAUCAAACAGGAGCACCUGGACACGGCACAUAAACUCACAGGAAAACUCUACCUGGUCGACCUGGCUGGCAGUGAGAAGGUCAGUAAAACUGGUGCCGCAGGCGCAGUGCUGGAUGAAGCAAAAAUGAUCAACAAGUCUCUGUCAGCUCUUGGCAAUGUAAUCUCUGCACUGGCAGAGGGGACUAAAACCCACGUGCCGUACCGUGACAGUAAGAUGACUCGGAUCCUUCAGGAUUCUCUGGGUGGAAACUGCAGGACCACCAUCAUCAUCUGCUGCUCUCCAUCUGCCUUUAACGAGGCCGAGACGAGAUCUACACUCCUCUUUGGAAAAAGAGCAAAGAGCAUCAGGAACACAGUGUGUGUGAAUUUGGAGCUGACAGCAGAGGAGUGGAAGAAGAAAUAUGACAAAGAGAAACAGAAAGGCGUUAAUAUGAAAGAGCUCAUAGAGAAACUACAGAUAGAGCUCAGUCAGUGCAGAACUGGUGUGUGUGUACCUGUGAUGGAGCAACUGAGUAACAAAAAACAGGAAGAGCUUAGUGACCGCACACCAAUCAUCAGUAAUGGCUUGACUUCUGAAAUGCCAGCUUUGGAGAACGGUCAGUACGAGGAGAACAUCAACAACCUGUACAAACUACUGGAUGAUAAGGAUGAAGAGAUUAACCUACAGACACAGCUGGUGGAGAAACUAAGGCUACAGAUGGAAGUGCAGGAAGAGUUCAUGGCCUCGUCGCAGCGGGACUGCGCUCGUGUUCAGGAGGAGCUGUGUUCUCUGCAGAGAGACAACGAGGAGAUGAGGGGAGAGGUGAGGGAGGUGCUGUCUGCACUGGAGGAACUCGCUCUUAACUACAACCAGAAGAGUCAAGAGGCAUCCAACUCAACACACACCAACCGCACACUCAGUGAGCAGCUCGCCAUGAAGAACGAGAUGCUAGAGGCCACUCAGAGUGAGUUAGCAGAGCUGCAGGAACUCAACGCUGUUCAGAAGAGGAGGACAGUGGACGUUCUCCAUGUGCUGCUGAGAGAUCUGAGCGACAUGGGAACCGCCAUCUGUGUUAGUGAAAUCAAAAUGACGUGUGAGGAUGGUGUUUCUUUAGAGGACGAGUUCUCAGUGGUUCGGCUUUUCCUCACAAAGCUCAAGUCUGAAUUGAAAAGCCUUGUCAAUCGCACCAAACAGUUAGAGUCCACCCAUGAGCACACUUCGUUCAAGAUCCUGGCCAGUGAGAGAGAGCUAGCAUCCUGUCACGUGCUCAUCUCUCAGUACCAGAUGAAGAUCAAGUCUUUGACUGAGUGUGUGCAGAAUGCCGAGGAGACGAGGAGAUCGCUGGAGAUCACUCAGCGCACGCUUGCUGAAGAGAUAACCAAACUUCACACAUACGAAAGCAACCGGGAUUUGUGUGAACUUGAGAAGCAGAAAGAGCUCCUAAAGAUAACCCAGUCGCAGCAGAGCCAGGAUGCUCUGACUGAAGGUCACAGAGAGACUCAGUCGAAGAUGUUGGCUCAACUGCGCGAGGAGUUCAACAACAAACAGAGGAUGUUGGAUGAACUGAAGGAGUUUAACGAGAAUCUGUUGCUGGAGCAGAAAAGGCUGCAGUGUGAAUAUGAAACACUGAGGAUGCGAGAGCAGGAGAAAGAAAUCAAACUACAGAAACUAAUCGUGUCUAAUGAGAAGACAGAGCACACCAGUGAUGAGCUGAGAGGCUUUGAAGAGACAUUGGCCCGACAACUCCAGUCUCUACAUAACUUGCGGAAGAUGUUUGUGAAGGAUCUAACUACACGUGUGAAAAAGAGCACUGUCCCGGACUGUGAGGAUGGAGGAAGCCACGUGUUACAUAAACAUAAGAUCUCCUUCCUGGAGAACAAUCUAGAACAGCUCACCAAAGUCCAUAAACAGCUGGUACGAGAAAACGCAGACCUGCGCUGUGAGCUGCCCAAACUGGAGAAGCGUCUGUGUGCGAUGAUGGAGCGGGUGAAGGCUCUCGAGUGCGCACUCAGAGAGGCCAAACAGAGCGCAUCACGAGAGCGCAGACUCUACCAGCAGGAGGUGGACCGCAUCAAAGACACAAUAAGAGCCAAGAACAUGGCCUGCUGCGGUCACCCUGCUCUCAUUGCUAAGCCUAUUCGUGCUGGCCACCAUCACACCUUCUCUGUAACUUCUGGGAGAGAAGGACCAACCGUCUAUAGCUAUCAUCAUAUUUAACUGUCAUUGCCACUAUGUGUGUGUGUGUCCAGUUGACUGUUUUCACUGUGGACUUGUGAUUUUGAUUUGGCUACAGAUGCAGGGGAAGCAUAGAAUCUAUGAUAUGGUGAGGUUAUCUGUAAGGAAAUGUUUAUUUAGCAUUUUUGGAAGGAGUCUCCAGUGUCAGUGCUUUGCAAAAGUCAAAGGUAAGACUGGUUUUUAAGGUUUCCACCAAGUUUUCGUGUAACAGCACGUCACUGAGGUUUUUAUUCCUUACUCAGCGAAGGGAAAAUAUUCCAUAAGAGCAGUCCUUUUACAAGCACGCAUGUGUCAACACAAGAACGUUACAUAUUUGAAUCAGGUGUAUUAGAGCAGGAAUAUACUGAACUACACUGGGUUGUGAUACCUUGGCUAAAGCUCAGGACAGGAGCUUUGGAUUUUGGGCUAUGAGUGAUUUAUUUUUUUUUUUUCUUUCUUCUCCUCAGGUGGAGCCCAAGCUGAGUAGCACUUUGAGUUCGACCUAAGGAAUCUAAAAAUCUUGAGUAAUUUUACUGGAUUUUAUACAAAUAAAUACAUAUAAAUAAGUGUUCCUCAAUGUAACCCCAAUAUUUUAACUCUGAGUUUGUGUAAAUCACCCAAAACAUGAUAAACCUUGGUGGUUGUAUAAUUGUCUUAGUUUACAAUGAUUGUAGUUGAAGUUAAGAAAGAAAGUACUUAGACUAAUUUCUGACUGCAAAUUAAGAUCGAACAGAAUUAGACUGACAGAUGUGUAUAAUUGCUUUAGUGUGGCUAUGGGAGGAAAAGAAGUCCGUAUGGCUUGAAGUCCAUAUGGCUGAAAAAGACGAUAAUGGUGCAGGCUGUGCUGUGGUUGCUCUUGUGUAUGAUGGUGCUUUUGCGUUACGUUGUGCACUUCUCAGGCUGAUGCGUUGUGUGAUUUUAUUUAUUUUCCCAGGCUGACUGCCUUAGUGAUGCUUCACCUCUCUGACUGUUCCGAAUGUGUGUGUGAGCCCUGGACCCUCUCCAUCAGCAUCGUUGGCUCUUUACACACCAAACAAUACGGCUUUAAAGUGUUACUGCUCAAGUUCUGAUGACAUUGUGUAAACAUGUCUUGAUGCGUCUUGACAGCUCUAUUCAGAUUGAGAUCUGGACGCUGCUGCAGAGGCCUCACGUAUAAAGUAGGUGAAGAAUACAGCGGACACCCCUUUCAACUGUUGUAAUAUAGAAGUGGAAGAUCUGUGUGGUCCACCAGACGGAAAUGAUUAUUAUAGGACGAAGAUCCCCUAACGAUAGACCUAUGUUCUGAUAUCAUCAAGCAGCGCAAUCCAGGC